Messenger RNA from Drosophila bipectinata, 1290 nucleotides. RefSeq lists its product as uncharacterized. NCBI's taxonomy places the organism in Eukaryota, Metazoa, Arthropoda, Insecta, Diptera, Drosophilidae. The record is from RefSeq and is a predicted model, not a curated record.
AUGGCUCUUUUGAAGAACAAAAUAAUCCUUUUGUUAUGUUUAUUUCUCCAUUUCGAAAAGGCACAUUUCCAAUUCGAUGACGAGGAUGGACAGGAUGAUUUUCCACAACGCUAUUCGCGUGAAUCGAGUAAACGGAAAAAGUACGAAACCGGCUGGCGAUCCGAGGAUGAUCAGGAUCAGGAGCAGAUGCAGGCUCAGGACCCCGAACAGGACCCGGAUGAACAGCUUUGGCCGCGAGACCACCGAGAGUGUCCUACAAGUAUUUGUUCGGCGGAAAAUGCAAAUGCCUUGCGAUUCGAAAAGCCGUGGCCCAAAAAACUAGGAUCUGCCAGCAAAUUUAAUAAGGCAAAAGACGAUAAGGAUGUGCAUAAUAUGCCCUUAAAAUGUGACGAAGAUGACGACGACGAUGGCGAUGAUGGGGACGAUGAUGACGAGGACGACGACGACGAUGAUGAGGCCGAUGAUGAUGAGUAUUUGAGUGACGGUGAGCAGGAAGCUUUUUUGGCAAGGAUGAGGUGUCUAAUGAAGUCCUUGGACACACACACCCGGGCCAUACACCGAAACCUCAAGAUCCUGCAAUCCCGCAUAAACAAGGCCAAAGAAAGAAGUAGCCAAGGUUCGACAUGCCGGAAACCGGACUUCUACACUCAUCCAAAAGAUAAAUGGUUUGAAAAUCCUCAACAGGAAGAGAAAGAAAACCACCCCGAACAGUGUGUUCCCGAAGCCACCAAAAAGGUCAACAAUCGCCAGGACACUCCUGUCUAUACUCCUAAUAGUCCACACAGCCCUCAAAGGUUGCUAAAUCUUCAAGAUUCUCAAAGAUCUGAAAGUCCUCAAGGAUCUCAAAGUCCCCAAAGAUCUGAUUAUAUUCAAGAUUCUGAAAGCUCUCAAAAUCUUGCAACUCCUCAACAAUCUCAAAGACAGCAAGAGCCUCAAAGACCUCAAGGCCUUCAAGAUUCUCAAGGUCCAGAAAGUUCUCAAGGUGCUCCAGGCCCUCAAAGUCCCCAAAGUCCGCCCUCUAAUUCGGAUAAUAAUCUAAAGGUUUCUCCACUAUUGAAACUCCUCAAUAAUCCUGCAGCCCUGCAAUCCAAACCGGAAUCGCCAGGAUAUUGGGCUCCUAAUCCGGUGCUCACCCGUCCUGAAGAUAUCUCAGUUCAUUUUAAUAAAAGGUCAAAUCCACGCUACGAGGAGUACGAGGCACGUCUCAGACGUUUGAUGGCGAAUCGGGAUGCUAUCGAGAGAAACGUUAUGAAAGUAAUGGGCACAUCACGAAAAAUACCACGGAAAUAG